AUGGAGAAGCUAAUUUCCCUAAGUUUGGUGGUUGUUGCCCUAUUUUCUUUCAUUCAAUUACCUCCAAGCCAUUGCUCUACUUUGUUGAUAGAGAAAGGAACUGAUUUGAUAGAAAAAACUUGUAGGCACACAAAAUAUUAUAAUUUAUGUAUCUCAUCUCUUCAUGCUGAUUCUCGAAGCGUUAAAGCAGAUGCCAAAGGGCUUGCUCGUAUAAUGCUAGAGUUGUCUCUGGCUAAAGCCAAUGUCACCUUGGUAUAUAUACAACAAUUGUAUAACAUGACCACAGACCCUGUACUAAAGCCAUACUUUAGUUCAUGCAUUGAGCUAUAUAGGGACGUUGCCGAGCAAGUUCUCCAAAUGGCAAUCUCGUUUUUGGAUUCCAACAAUUACAAAGAGUCGAGCAAAAAUGCUGAGUAUGCUAGCACAACCGCACAAGAUUGUGAAAAUAGAUUUAAAGGACCACCCGAAGUUCGUAAAUCACCAUUAACGAAAGAGAACAGUUCUCUUUCUCAGCUCUCAUCAGUGGCAGGAGAGAUUUUACCUCCAAGCCAAUGCUCUACUUUGGUGAUAGAGAAAGGAGCCGAUUUGAUAGAAAAAACUUGUAGGCGCACAAAAUAUCAUAAUUUAUGUGUCUCAUCUCUUCAUGCUGAUCCUCGAAGCGCUAAAGCAGACGUUAAAGGGCUUGCUCGCAUAAUACUAGAGUUGUCUCUGGCUAAAGCCAAUGUCACCUUGGUAUAUAUACAACAAUUGUAUACCAAGACGACGGACCCGGUACUGAAGCCAUACUUUAAUUCAUGCAUCGAACAAUAUAGGGACGUUGCGGAGAAAAAUCUCCAAAGUGCAAUCAUUUUUUUGGAUUCCAACAAUUACAAAGAGUCGAGUACAGAUGCAGAGUAUGCUAGCAUAGCUGCACAAGAUUGUGAAGAUAGGUUUAAAGGACCACCCGAAGUUCGUAAAUCACCAUUAACGAAAGAGAACAAUGCUCUUUCUCAGCUCUCAUCAGUGGCAGGAGAGAUUGUCUACAUAUUAUGGCCCCUCUUAAUAGAUACAUAA
Ilex paraguariensis (yerba mate) is the source of this 1053-nucleotide messenger RNA. The record is from the annotation of a GenBank genome assembly. NCBI's taxonomy places the organism in Eukaryota, Viridiplantae, Streptophyta, Magnoliopsida, Aquifoliales, Aquifoliaceae.